This is a messenger RNA of Seriola dumerili (greater amberjack), 2846 nucleotides long. RefSeq names its product pyruvate dehydrogenase kinase 1 (gene pdk1). The record is from RefSeq and is a predicted model, not a curated record. The transcript has 12 exons. Gene Ontology annotation, cellular component: mitochondrion. Gene Ontology annotation, biological process: protein phosphorylation; regulation of glucose metabolic process. NCBI's taxonomy places the organism in Eukaryota, Metazoa, Chordata, Actinopteri, Carangiformes, Carangidae. Gene Ontology annotation, molecular function: pyruvate dehydrogenase (acetyl-transferring) kinase activity. The coding region runs from base 162 to 1385 and encodes 407 amino acids.
UGAGAUCGUUGUGACUCUUUGGAUUAGCUAGCAGCACACUGAGUACCUUCACAACCGUUUUGACAUGUUGACGGAUCUGCCUCUAAGGAUUGAGCAACGAGUAAACUGAAUUCGCGACACCGUCUGAACAACAUCGUCGGUCGAGUGAGCGGCACGUCAACAUGAGGAUUUUAAGGUUCCUGAGGAGCAGCGUGUCCAUAGGAAAGGACAUAGACUAUUACUCCAAAUUUUCACCCUCCCCUCUUUCAAUGAAGCAAUUUUUGGAUUUUGGCUCAGAAAAUGCAUGUGAAAAAACAUCAUUCGCCUUCCUUAGACAGGAGUUGCCUGUGAGGUUGGCAAACAUCAUGAAAGAGAUCAACUUAUUGCCAGACAACUUGCUAAGAACUCCAUCAGUCCGGUUGGUCCAGAGCUGGUAUAUGCAAAGUCUUCAGGAGAUUAUUGAGUUCAACAACAAAAAUGCAGACGAUGAAAAAGUCACAUAUGAUUUCACAGAUGCUGUGAUAAAAAUCAGAAAUCGACACAAUGAUGUAAUUCCCACCAUGGCUCAGGGAGUCGUGGAGUACAAAGAGACUUACGGCACGGACCCAGUGGUCAGCCAAAAUGUUCAGUAUUUUCUGGAUCGUUUCUACAUGAGCAGGAUAUCCAUCAGGAUGCUGCUUAACCAGCACACACUCCUCUUUGGUGGGAAGGUGAAAGUGAACCCAGCACAUCCUAAACAGAUUGGCAGUAUUGAUCCAAACUGUCGUGUCAGUGAGGUUAUCAGAGAUGCCUACGAAAAUGCACGAAAUCUUUGUGACCGGUAUUACAUGAACUCUCCUGAGCUGAUACUGGAGGAAUUCAACGUCAAAGAACAGGGAAAGCCCAUCACUAUGGUUUACGUUCCAUCUCAUUUGUAUCACAUGGUGUUUGAACUUUUUAAGAACGCCAUGCGGGCCACCAUGGAGUUAUAUGGCGAUGCCAUGGAGUAUCCUGCUAUCCAUGCACAGGUUGCUCUGGGAACUGAAGAUCUGACAGUCAAGGUGAGUGAUCGCGGAGGAGGCGUGCCGCUACGGAAGAUUGACAGGCUGUUCACCUACACAUACUCCACAGCUCCUCGACCCAGCAUUGAUGGUUCACGUGCUGCUCCUCUGGCUGGCUACGGGUAUGGUCUGCCCAUCUCUCGACUGUAUGCGCGGUACUUUCAAGGGGACCUGAAGCUGUACUCUCUGGAGGGUUAUGGAACUGAUGCCGUGAUCUACAUUCGGGCACUCUCCACAGAGUCUAUCGAGAGGCUUCCUGUGUACAACAAGUCAGCGUGGAAACACUACAAGACGAUGCAUGAGGCCGACGACUGGUGCGUCCCGAGCAAAGAGCCCAAGGACAUGACAACGUUUCGUAGUUUCUAGAAUCAAAUGACAAACGGUCCGGUAGCAAAGUGUGCAAGAGAGGUUGUAGUAAUUGAAUGGUUUGGGUGUGCGUGUAAUGCUAGUCAAUCAGUUAAGAUUUCUUUGUCCAGUAAGUAAAUAGAAAGAAUAAUAGAACAAAGUUUUAGUGCCAUAUAUUUCAUAUAGAGCAGUAGUUUUUGGUAUAAACAUUGUGGAGUUGAGCAACUUUCACUCUAAAAAAAAAAUCCUACUUCUAUAACUGGGAAUAACCAGGACCAGCUUUCUAGAGAGACACGCCGCUGUUCAAAGUGAGGCCCAACCAAUACUACAUUUUUGAGGUCAGUACUUUUUCAUUGAUAUUUGAGUCUUAAAAAAAUCUUGACUGAUUGCUUGACCAAUACUUUAAAAAAAAAAUCAUAAACAUAUAAAAUAAGCACACUUUUUUUUAUUUAUUUUUUAUUCAGAGCCCUUAAAAUUGGUUAAGAAUUGUCAAGACGUGCUGAGCAGGACAUUUUACAGUGUAAAAAUAAACUUGUCAGUACUCCCUGGUGGACAAACUAUGUAACUGCAACACUUUCUGAAGAUGCUUAUGAACAAUAAUAAUAUAUCAGUGAUAAGCUACAUAAAUUGGAUCAAUGUAUCAGUCAUUUUUGAAAUUACGUUUCAGCUAAAGCAUGACCAAAAUGUUAUGUUUAUGCUUUGAGAACAACAAAAAAGUUUCGACUUUCAUGUACAAGGGUGACAGCAGAGGUUUCAGCAGGAAAUCCCACCUCCUGAAACUGCAUGGUGAGAUACCAUUCGUACAAAAGGAAAAUACAGUACAUUUCUGUAAUUUAGGUCAACUCGUCAUUUAAGGUAUGAACUGUUCAACUUUACAGUUUGCAGUUUGCUCUACUAGUUGACAGCUUCUCCUUGUUUGCUUCGCUGCUUUUAUUUUGCUGAAAGGUGAACUUGGUUCAGCUCUGCCCAUCCAUUCUCCUCUGUGUGAAGUUUGAUACUUUGGAAGAAAAGGAAAACUUGUUACACAAUUGAUUGCUGCUUGUUUUUUAAAAAAUCUGUUGGGAAUUUCUGCAGAUAAGUCUUGUGUUCUCAAAAUGUUUUCAUUUAGGGCAUUUCUUCUUCAGCUGAAUGAUUUAUACAAGCAAUGAGAUCAAAAGUGUUGAUUUGCCAUAUGUAAAGGGUAAUCACCUUUUUUUCCUGCGAGUGAAACAGAAUAAUGGAAUGCGACACAGCUAAAGAAAAAUAUGCAUGCUGAUGUCUUUAAGUGGGUUUGCAACAUAUUAAGUUAUCAUUAGUCCUCAGUUCAUUUGCAAAUAAGGUGCUGCGGAACAAGGUGAAUCCUUUUUUUUUUCCUCAGUAGUUAUAUCACUCAAUGUUACAGCAAAAUAAAGUAUUUGGGUUUCUGUGGUUGUAUUAUUAGGACUUAUCCUGAUCAAUAAGAUACAAUUCAACAGUUACACUGUAUUGAUUAUGUUCAAUAAA